Molecule: messenger RNA, 1599 nt
Organism: Pleurotus ostreatus (oyster mushroom)
Lineage: Eukaryota; Fungi; Basidiomycota; Agaricomycetes; Agaricales; Pleurotaceae
Exons: 11
Coding region: 1-1599 (532 amino acids)
Source: RefSeq, a predicted model, not a curated record
AUGGAAUCCCCUGCGACGCUGAACGGACAUUUUCAACAAGAAAGCGCGGCUACCCUUGUAGACGCCAAUGGUCGGACUUCAGAGCAAGCGCCCAUUAAGGCUACGUCCGAAGUUGAUUCACCGCCGUUGUCCCCAACCAUCAUCGUAGAAGGGGACCCGUCGGCAAUUCCUCCAGAGCACCCGUAUCGCACAUUGGUACUUUGGCAAGUAGUCUCGUCCCUUGGCUUCGAUGAAGAUAACUCGAAUAUCGUUCAACUUUUUACCCUGCUGAAGAAGGACAAUAGGGAUGUCCAGAUGGUGUACUACCAGGCGGGGAUUGGGACCUAUACGUCUCCCAACAUUGCGACUCCCCUCAUGGCAAAGGUGUCCAAGACUCUCGACGAAAUGGUUGCCUGGAAUUUAGAUAGGCACGUCAUGGACGGAUACGAAUUCUUGAUGCAGAACUAUAAAGCGGGCGAUCGCAUCUGUAUCUUUGGAUUCUCUCGCGGUGCCUAUACCGCCAGAGCACUAGCAGGCAUGAUUCACAAGGUGGGACUACUUCCUGCGUGCAAUCAUCAGCAGGUCCCGUUUGCAUACAAAAUGUUCAAACGGGCGGACGAGACGGGUUGGCAGCAGUCCAAUGCCUUCAAGAAGGCCUUCUCAGUCGACGUGGAUAUCGAAUUCAUCGGCGUUUGGGACACUGUGAAUUCGGUGGGCUUGAUCCCUCGAAGGCUAGCCAGUUCACUACCUCAAACACCGAUUGUUCGCACGUUCCGGCACGCAGUCGCGUUGGAUGAGCGCCGAGCCAAAUUCAAGCCGAACCUCUGGAAUCGCCCAAACCCCAAGGAACAGACGCUCAGCGCGUCUGACCGCAACCGCAAGGCGCACAAAAAGCAUGCUAACUCUACAACCCCGCGCCUGAAAGCCCUUGAAAGGAAAUAUACGAAGGACCAUAGUAGACAAACUGACGUGGAGGAGGUGUGGUUCUCUGGUUGUCAUUGUGACGUCGGUGGCGGGUCGGUUCCUAACGACACGCAGCACUCUCUUGCGCGGAUUCCUUUGCGCUGGAUGAUUCGCGAGUGCUUCAAGACCCACACCGGGAUCAUGUUCGACUGCGAAGGCCUCCAGGCCCUCGGCCUUGAUCCUGGUGCAUUGUAUCCGGAAGUCCUUCCCCGCCCUCCGAUGGCGCCUCCCACUGGCACUUUACGCAUCCAGGACAUCCCUAAACCAAUCUCUGGGACACCCGAUGAAGCUCAUCUGCCUAACUUCGCCGAUGUUGGCGGCUACUCGUCUGCUCUCUAUAAAUCCGAGGAAGACCAUGAUGUGCUCGACCUGCUGUCCCCCGUGUACGACCAGCUGUCUCUUGCCCCGUACUGGUGGCUACUCGAAAUUUUGCCCAUGAAGCAGCGAUACCAGAAGGGGGAUAAUUCGUGGGGGUCGUAUGUAGGCUUCAACUUGGGCGGUGGGAGGUUCAUUCCGAAGCAAAAGAAGCGCGGUGUCAAGAUACACCGAAGUGUGAAGAUGAGAAUGGAGGCGUUGCAUUCGAACGGUACCAAGUAUGUCCCGCGAGCGUCAUUCGAGAAGGCACUAGGAGCUGGAACGGUUCAGUGGGUAGACUAG